Molossus molossus (Pallas's mastiff bat) is the source of this 4018-nucleotide messenger RNA. It is a transcript of the gene SLC4A4, whose product is annotated as solute carrier family 4 member 4. Gene Ontology annotation, molecular function: monoatomic anion transmembrane transporter activity; sodium:bicarbonate symporter activity; solute:inorganic anion antiporter activity. The record is from RefSeq and is a predicted model, not a curated record. Bases 83 to 3367 code for a protein of 1094 amino acids. The transcript has 25 exons. Lineage: Eukaryota; Metazoa; Chordata; Mammalia; Chiroptera; Molossidae. Gene Ontology annotation, biological process: regulation of intracellular pH; monoatomic anion transport; transmembrane transport. Gene Ontology annotation, cellular component: basolateral plasma membrane; plasma membrane.
GGCGGCGGCGGCGGCAGUGGCCGCUGCAGCCCCACACUCCACCGCCAAACUGGAAGAGCGACGGAAGCCGGACCCCAGGAGGAUGGAGGAUGAAGCUGUCUUGGACAGAGGGGCUUCUUUCCUUAAGCAUGUGUGUGAUGAAGAAGAAGUAGAAGGCCACCAUACCAUCUACAUUGGGGUCCAUGUGCCGAAGAGCUACAGGAGGAGGAGACGGCACAAGAGAAAGACAGGCCACAAAGAAAAGAAGGAAAAGGAGAGAAUCUCCGAGAACUACUCGGACAAGUCGGAUGUGGAGAAUGCCGAUGAAUCCGGCAGCAUCCUGAAACCGCUCAUCUCUCCUGCGGCAGAACGCAUCCGGUUCAUCCUGGGCGAGGAGGAUGACAGCCCCGCGCCCCCUCAGCUCUUCACCGAACUGGACGAGCUGCUGUCCGUGGACGGGCAGGAGAUGGAGUGGAAGGAGACGGCGAGGUGGAUUAAAUUUGAAGAAAAAGUGGAACAGGGUGGGGAGAGAUGGAGCAAGCCGCAUGUGGCCACAUUAUCCCUUCACAGCUUAUUUGAGCUGAGGACAUGUAUGGAGAAAGGAUCCAUCAUGCUUGACAGGGAGGCUUCUUCUCUCCCACAGUUGGUGGAGAUGAUUGUUGACCAUCAGAUUGAGACAGGCCUUCUGAAACCUGACCUUAAGGAUAAGGUGACCUACACUUUGCUCCGGAAGCAUCGGCACCAAACCAAGAAAUCCAACCUUCGAUCCCUGGCUGACAUUGGGAAGACUGUCUCCAGUGCAAGUAGGAUGUUUGCCAACCCUGAUAAUGGUAGCCCAGCCAUGGCCCAUAGGAAUCUGACUUCCUCCAGUCUGAAUGACAUUUCUGAUAAACCGGAGAAGGACCAGCUGAAGAACAAGUUCAUGAAAAAACUGCCCCGUGAUGCAGAAGCCUCCAACGUGCUCGUGGGGGAGGUCGACUUCCUGGACACGCCUUUCAUUGCCUUUGUUCGGCUACAGCAGGCGGUCAUGCUGGGGGCCCUGACUGAGGUCCCUGUGCCCACAAGGUUCUUAUUCAUUCUCCUAGGUCCUAAGGGGAAAGCCAAGUCCUACCACGAGAUUGGCAGAGCCAUUGCCACCUUGAUGUCUGACGAGGUGUUCCAUGACAUUGCUUAUAAAGCAAAAGAUAGGCAGGACCUGAUUGCUGGCAUUGAUGAGUUCCUAGAUGAAGUCAUUGUCCUCCCUCCUGGGGAAUGGGAUCCAGCGAUCAGGAUAGAGCCUCCUAAGAGUCUUCCAUCAUCCGACAAAAGAAAGAACAUGUACUCAGGUGGAGAGAAUGUUCAGAUGAACGGGGACACACCCCAUGAUGGAGGCCACGGAGGAGGAGGAGGACAUGGAGACAGUGAAGAAUUGCAGAGAACUGGACGGUUCUGUGGUGGACUAAUUAAGGACAUAAAGAGGAAAGCACCAUUUUUUGCCAGUGAUUUUUAUGACGCUUUAAAUAUUCAGGCUCUAUCAGCAAUUCUCUUCAUUUAUCUGGCAACUGUAACUAAUGCUAUCACUUUCGGAGGACUGCUUGGGGAUGCCACAGACAACAUGCAGGGCGUGUUGGAGAGCUUCCUGGGCACGGCCGUCUCCGGAGCCAUCUUCUGCCUCUUUGCCGGUCAACCACUCACUAUUCUGAGCAGCACAGGACCUGUUCUAGUUUUUGAGAGGCUUCUAUUUAAUUUCAGCAAGGACCAUGGUUUUGACUAUUUGGAGUUUCGCCUUUGGAUUGGCCUGUGGUCAGCCUUCCUGUGUUUCGUUUUGGUAGCAACCGAUGCCAGCUUCCUGGUUCAGUACUUCACCCGCUUCACGGAGGAGGGCUUCUCUUCUCUGAUCAGCUUCAUCUUCAUCUACGACGCUUUCAAGAAGAUGAUCAAACUAGCUGAUUACUACCCCAUCAACUCUGACUUCAAAGUGGGCUACAAUACUCUCUUUUCCUGUGCCUGUGUGCCGCCCGCCCCAGCUAAUAUCUCGAUAUCUAAUGACACCACAUUGGCUCCAGAGGGUUUGCCAACUAUGUCUUCAACCGACACGUACCAUAAUGCUACCUUUGACUGGGCAGUUCUGUCGAAGAAGGAGUGUUUGAAGUAUGGAGGGAAGCUCGUGGGGAGCAACUGUGAUUUUGUUCCCGAUAUCACACUCAUGUCUUUCAUCCUCUUCUUGGGCACCUACACCACCUCGAUGGCUCUGAAAAAAUUCAAAACCAGUCGUUAUUUCCCAACCAUGGCAAGAAAACUGAUCAGUGAUUUUGCCAUUAUCUUGUCCAUUCUCAUCUUUUGUGUAAUAGAUGCCCUGGUAGGUGUGGAUACUCCAAAACUAAUUGUGCCAAGUGAGUUCAAGCCAACAAGUCCAAACCGCGGUUGGUUUGUCCCACCAUUUGGAGGAAACCCCUGGUGGGUGUACCUGGCAGCUGCUAUCCCCGCGUUGUUGGUCACCAUUCUGAUUUUCAUGGACCAGCAAAUCACAGCUGUGAUUGUAAACAGGAAGGAACAUAAACUGAAGAAAGGAGCUGGAUAUCACCUGGAUCUCUUUUGGGUGGCCAUCCUCAUGGUGGUGUGCUCCUUCAUGGCUCUUCCAUGGUACGUGGCUGCUACUGUCAUCUCCAUUGCUCACAUCGACAGUUUAAAGAUGGAGACCGAGACUUCUGCACCUGGAGAACAACCAAAGUUUCUCGGAGUGAGGGAACAAAGAGUCACUGGAACCCUUGUGUUUAUUCUGACUGGUCUGUCAGUCUUUAUGGCUCCCAUCUUGAAGUUUAUUCCCAUGCCUGUACUCUAUGGCGUGUUCCUGUAUAUGGGGGUCGCCUCCCUUAAUGGUGUCCAGUUCAUGGAUCGUCUGAAGCUGCUUCUGAUGCCUCUGAAGCAUCAGCCUGACUUUAUCUACCUGCGCCAUGUCCCCCUGCGCAGAGUCCACCUGUUCACUUUCCUGCAGGUGUUGUGUCUAGCCCUGCUCUGGAUCCUCAAGUCAACCGUGGCUGCUAUCAUUUUUCCAGUCAUGAUCUUGGCUCUUGUCGCUGUCAGAAAAGGCAUGGACUACCUCUUCUCCCAGCAUGACCUCAGCUUUCUCGACGAUGUCAUUCCAGAAAAGGACAAGAAAAAGAAGGAAGAUGAGAAGAAAAAGAAAAAGAAGAAAGGGAGUCUGGACAGUGACAACGAUGACGAGAAAGAUCACCAACAUUCCUUGAACGCCACACAUCAUGCUGAUAAAAUUCCUUUUCUUCAGUCACUGGGUAUGCCAAGUCCUCCUAGAACUCCAGUACAAGUUGUGCCUCAAAUUAGAAUAGAACUUGAGCCUGAAGACAAUGAUGAUUACUGGAGGAGCAAGGGAACAGAAACUACAUUGUAACCUGUUUGUCUUUCCUCAAACUAACAGCUUUUUUUUGUCCAUGGUCUUGUUUUGUAUCUGGUUGUUUAUUUUUUAACUCUUGUUUUGUUUUGGUUUUUGGUCAUUGGCCAAACGAUACAGUGCUUUCUCUGCGUCUCCCUUGCAUAGGUAAAAUUCAGACAACAGUGCACCAUUCCUUACGAACAACAUCUGAAAAAUCCCCUUUUCAUUAUACUCUCAGAUGUAUCCUCUGACAGCCAAAUUCCUCUGUCACAUAAGACAUGCACAGACCUGUCCUUUACCUUUAUUAAGCAGAGGGCAAAAGUAUUGAGGAUUUUAUAACACCUUUUAUUCAAAUAUUGAAGGAACUUACCACUUUAGCUUUGGAGCUGUGCUUACUGGCUUGUCUGUCUGGUAGAACAAACCUUGACCUCCAGGCGGUUCUUCUUGCUUCUAGAGCUCUCUGAUUUGCUCUUGCUUAUAAACCCUAACCCUAGAAUUAUCGAAGGAAGCAAAACUAAAGGUACUUUACUCCCUGUAGAGAAAAUAUUGCCAUCAUUGUAGCAGGUGUUGGAAUGUCCCUUUUUCCUAUGCAACUUUUUUUAACCCUUUAAUGAACUUAUCUGUUGAGUACAUUUGAAGACUAUUUUUCUUCCUAGAUUUUGUUGUUUA